AUGAGGCUCGACAACGGAGGUCUCCCGGGAUCUUGGCUUGUGCAAUUAAACAAGGCCACGUGGGGAGAAAGGACGGACGGCCCUGUCCGUGCUCUAGCAACUGCUGUAACCAAAUAUGUUAAACUCCGAAAACGGGCUGCAUCUCAGAGACUCCUAAAUCACCUAAAAGUUCCACCGGUGGAGGAGAGCGUGCUGAACCUGGGCAAGUUCCUCACGCUGGUGCGCCUCGUGGCCUUCGCGCCCUUCAAGUCCGCCCAGAGCGCCCUCGAGAACAUCAACGCCGUCUCCGAAGGUGAGGAUCACACAGCGAGUGUCGCAAGGUCACAGAGCAGCGUAGCCAAUCAGAUCAUGGAAGGCGGAAGGCCAACGGAGUUAAUUCAAGAGGAAGGCUGGGCCUCCUGCCCCAGUUGGACACAGGCCAUUCUGGAGGCUUCCCGCUCAUCCAUGGGGAUGGACAUCUCUCCCAUUGACCUGAUCAACAUUGAGAGGUUUUCCAGCCGCGUCAUCUCGCUCUCUGAAUACCGCAAAGGCCUGCAGGAGUACCUCCGCUCCAAGAUGAGCCAAGUGGCCCCCAGUCUCUCAGCCCUAAUUGGCGAAGUGGUGGGUGCGCGCCUGAUCUCCCAUGCUGGCAGCCUAACCAAUCUGGCCAAGUACCCGGCCUCAACGGUCCAGAUACUGGGCGCAGAGAAGGCCCUCUUCAGGGCCUUGAAGACACGGGGCAACACCCCCAAGUACGGCCUGAUCUUCCACUCCACUUUCAUUGGGCGUGCAGCCGCCAAGAACAAAGGCCGCAUCUCCCGCUACUUGGCCAACAAGUGCACCAUUGCCUCCCGGAUCGACUGCUUCUCAGAGGUCCCAACCAGUGUCUUCGGGGACAAGUUGCGGGAGCAGGUUGAGGAGCGGCUGGCUUUCUACGAGACGGGAGAGCCCCCUCGGAAGAACCUGGACGUCAUGAAGGAGGCCGUGGUGGAGGCCACAGAGGUGGCUGCGGAGAUCAAAAAGAAGUUGGAGAAGAGAGAGAAGAAGAAACGGAAACGUGAGAAGAAGCGCCUGGAGGCGCUGGCAGCUGCUGCGGAGGACUCCGUCCAAGAGACCACGGCAGAGGCAAAUGAGACAGAGCCCAAAAAGAAGAAGAAGAGAAAGCGGCAAGAGGAGGCAGAGUUGGAGGCGGAACCGGAGCCGGCUGAAAAUGGCCUGGAGCCCGAAGUUGUGCCCAAGAAGAAGAAGAAGCUGCAGCCACCGCCUGCAGUGGAGACCCCGGAGAAGAAGAAGAAAAAGAAGAACAAAAAGGCACACCUGGAGCAGGACAGUGAUGACACAGACUAGCAGGGGGUGUGGCCUGGCCGAGGCCCGAGAGCCCUAGCCCGAGAGCCCUUCUGGGGGGGGGGGUGUCUCCACUCUCCCCAGCAUUUUCCCGGCAAGAGAAUGUAACCCAGGCUGGACCUUUGUUGCCAAAAAGACUGGGCCGGAGGCCACCUGGGCCAUGGUUGCAGGCCUCCGAUGCACGCACACGCUCCGCUCUGUCUGAGUAGGGAUGCAGGGGGCGGGGGCGGGGUUGCCCUGCCUCAUUGUGCCGACCACUGGGGAGCAGCAGUCGCUGCACAAGUGGAGCUUUGUAAAGCAGUACAUUUCAUUUUCCAAUAAAGGAUACUGUUUA
Gekko japonicus is the source of this 1657-nucleotide messenger RNA. RefSeq names its product NOP56 ribonucleoprotein (gene NOP56). Gene Ontology annotation, molecular function: snoRNA binding. The transcript has 10 exons. NCBI's taxonomy places the organism in Eukaryota, Metazoa, Chordata, Lepidosauria, Squamata, Gekkonidae. Gene Ontology annotation, cellular component: box C/D methylation guide snoRNP complex; small-subunit processome. Bases 1 to 1326 code for a protein of 441 amino acids. The record is from RefSeq and is a predicted model, not a curated record.